This is a messenger RNA of Corvus hawaiiensis (hawaiian crow), 1397 nucleotides long. Its product is annotated as acyl-coenzyme A thioesterase 5-like. Lineage: Eukaryota; Metazoa; Chordata; Aves; Passeriformes; Corvidae. Gene Ontology annotation, molecular function: fatty acyl-CoA hydrolase activity. The record is from RefSeq and is a predicted model, not a curated record. Gene Ontology annotation, biological process: acyl-CoA metabolic process; fatty acid metabolic process. Bases 3 to 1397 code for a protein of 464 amino acids. The transcript has 3 exons.
CCAUGUGGCAGGUCAGUGCCCGCUGCGUGUGCCGGGCCAGCUCCCGCGCCUGCCAGAGGCGGCUGCCCUGGCCCGGCCCCGCGCCUGCAGCCCCACGGAGCCGCAGCCCCGCGUGGAGCCCCGGGACAGCCCCCGCCCACGGACUCUCCUCCAUGGCCCCCUCCAUCCGCCUGUCGCCCGCCGCCCGCAGCCUCUUCGAUGAGCCGCUGGCCAUCGCUGUGCAGGGGCUCGGCCCGCGGCAGCAGGUCACGCUGCGAACGUCCUUGCGGGACGAGACGGGACAGCUCUUCCAGGCCAGUGCCCGCUACCAGGCGGGGGACGACGGGGAGCUGGACCUCGCCCGCUGUCCUGCGCUGCCGGGAGGCAGCUUCUCCGGCCUGGAGCCCAUGGGGCUGCUCUGGGCUUUGCAGCCCCAGAAGCCUUUCUGGUAUAUGGUGAAGCAGGAUGUGCAGAGCCCCUUCCUCCUGCAGCUGGAGGUGUUUGAAGGCCACGGGGAGCUCCCCGGGCGGCUCCUGGCCCAGGCACAGCACGAGCGGGUGUUCCUGCGGGACGGGGUGCGGAGAGUCCCGGUGCGACAGGGAAGGAUCCGGGCGACGCUUUUCCUGCCUCCCGGAGAAGACACCGUUCCAGGAAUCAUUGAUAUACAUGGACUUGGAGGAGGUCUUUUUGAGCACAGAGCAAGCCUGCUGGCCAAUCAUGGCUUUGCCACACUGGCCCUGGCUUAUUAUCAAUUUGAGGAUCUGCCCCAGAAACCAAAUACACUCCAACUGGAAUAUUUUGAAGAGGCAGUGAACUAUAUGCUGCAGCACCCACAGGUGAAGGGUCCAGGGGUUGGCCUGCUCGGUUUCUCCAAAGGGGGUGAAGUGUCCCUUGCCAUGGCUGCCUUCCUGAAGAACAUCAUGGCUGUUGUUUCCCUCAAUGGCCCUGUUGCUGCUACAUGUAUUCCUCUCUGUUACAAGGAUAAAACAAUCCCCACUUUGACCUUAUAUGAGCACAAAGCUAAGGCCACCAAUUCCAAAAUUCUUGAUUAUUCUGAUGUCCUUGAUGAUCCCUUUCAAGCUUCUGGCAACCAAAGCCUGAUCCCACUGGAGAAAGCUGAGGCACAGUUCCUAUUCAUUGUGGGACAAGAUGACCACGUAGUCAAAAGUGAGUAUUAUGCUACUGAAGUCUGCAAGCUUCUGCAGGCUCAAGGGAAGGAAAAUUUUCAGAUUCUCUCCUACCCUGGAACAGGGCACUGCAUAGACCCUCCCUUUUUCCCUCUGUACCCCAUAGGAAGCCACCCCGUUUUUCACAAGCGGGCAGUCCUGGGUGGGGAGCUCAGGGCUUAUUCUAAAGCUCAGGUUCAUGCUUGGUCACAGAUCCAGGCUUUUUUCAAAAAGUAUUUAAUUGUCAAAUAA